This is a messenger RNA of Guillardia theta CCMP2712, 443 nucleotides long. RefSeq lists its product as hypothetical. Bases 20 to 373 code for a protein of 117 amino acids. The transcript has 4 exons. The record is from RefSeq and is a predicted model, not a curated record. Gene Ontology annotation, molecular function: ribonucleoprotein complex binding; structural constituent of ribosome; protein kinase activator activity. Lineage: Eukaryota; Cryptophyceae; Pyrenomonadales; Geminigeraceae. Gene Ontology annotation, cellular component: cytosolic large ribosomal subunit; ribosome. Gene Ontology annotation, biological process: translational elongation; cytoplasmic translation.
CGCAGGAGGAAUUGAAGCCAUGGCAGCGUUGGAUGAAAAUAUGCUCGCGUGCACAUACGCAACCCUGAUUCUUCACGAUGACGGGCUUCCCAUCACCGCUGACAACGUUGCCAAGCUUACUGAGGAGGCUGGACUAGAAGUCCCGGGAUUCUGGCCGAAACUCUUCGUCAGCGCCAUCGCCGAUUCAAACAUCAACGAGCUCAUGAUGAAUGUCGUAGCGACUAGCCCAGGAGGAGGCGCAGCAGCAGGAGGCGCUGCUCCUGCUGCCGCUGCCGCCGCUCCUGCUGCCGGCGGAAAGCCCGCUGCUGAUGCCAAGAAGAAGGCACCGGAACCUGAGGAGGAGGAGGACAUGGGAUUCUCAUUGUUUGACUAAUCAUUUAGCAUGGGGAAUUAAAAGUCAUCUCUGGGAAUUUAUUGUUAUAGUUAAUGCAGGACAUGAAAGA